This is a messenger RNA of Anopheles maculipalpis, 2334 nucleotides long. It is a transcript of the gene Lztr1, whose product is annotated as leucine-zipper-like transcriptional regulator 1 homolog. The coding region runs from base 16 to 2322 and encodes 768 amino acids. The record is from RefSeq and is a predicted model, not a curated record. The transcript is spliced from 5 exons. Lineage: Eukaryota; Metazoa; Arthropoda; Insecta; Diptera; Culicidae. Gene Ontology annotation, molecular function: protein binding. Gene Ontology annotation, cellular component: Golgi apparatus.
ACUGUGACGGCAACCAUGUCCACCGGUCGCUUCGUUUCGUCGGCCUCGAUCGGCAGCACCAGCACCUCGUCCAGCACGCAAAUAUCGGCCAACGUGCCCAUCUCGAACACGGCCAACAAGUGGAAACGGGAAAGUGAUUGUGAUGAAUUUGUCGGUGCACGACGUUCGAAGCAUACGGUGGUGGCGUACAAGGAAGCGAUCUACGUGUUCGGUGGGGACAAUGGCAAAAACAUGCUGAACGAUCUGAUACGGUUUGGCGUGAAGGAUAAAUCGUGGGGCCGUGCAUUUGCUACCGGUACGCCACCAGCACCGCGGUACCAUCAUUCGGCGGUCGUCCACGGUACGUCGAUGUUUGUGUUCGGUGGAUACACAGGGGACAUUCACUCGAACUCGAACCUUACCAACAAGAACGAUCUGUUUGAGUACAACUUUCAAAAUGGUCAGUGGACGGAGUGGAAGUUUAUUGGCCGUACGCCGGUAGCGCGCAGUGCACACGGUGCCGCUGUGUAUGAUGGUAAGCUGUGGAUCUAUGCUGGGUACGAUGGAAACGCCCGGCUGAACGAUAUGUGGACAAUACGGUUGACGGGCGAUCAUCAAUGGGAGGAAGUGGAACAGAAGGGUGACCGUCCGCCGACAUGUUGCAAUUUUCCUGUUGCCGUUGCUCGUGGCUGCAUGUACGUGUUUUCCGGACAAAGUGGUCUGCAGAUUACCAACACACUGUUUCAGUUUAAUUUUAAAGAUAAAACCUGGCGACGAAUAUCUACGGAGCAUAUUCUGCGUGGUGCGCCACCACCCCCGGCACGACGCUAUGGCCACACGAUGGUACAUCACGAUCGAUUCCUGUAUGUGUUUGGUGGUGCGGCCGAUUCGACCCUUCCCAACGAUCUUCACUGUUACGAUCUGGACAGCCAAAUAUGGUCGACCGUAACUCCUGCACCGGAAUCACAAAUCCCCAGCGGUCGCCUUUUCCAUGCAGCGGCCGUCAUCGGUGAUGCGAUGUACAUCUUUGGUGGCACGAUCGAUAAUAAUGUACGCAGCGGCGAUACGUACCGGUUCCAGUUCUCGAGCUAUCCCAAGUGCACGUUGCACGAUGAUUUUGGAAAGUUUCUACAGAAUCGCCAGUUCUGUGACGUACAGUUUAUCGUCGGUACGGAGGAAGUUAAAAUUUCGGCUCAUAUCGCUAUGAUUGUGGCGCGUUCGCAAUUUUUACGGUCUAAGAUAUUGGCCGCACGUGAUGCAAGAAAUUUGCAUUUUGAAAAACUCUUUGGCACGACGGACGUACCGCUGGCAGAACAACCCAUUCUCGAAGUUCAACUGCCAGAUGCCCAGUCGGAGGCGUUCGAGAUAGUGCUUAAUUACAUCUACACCGAUCGUAUUGUUUUUAAAGACCCCUUCAGCCACAAGCUCGUACUCAUCAUGAUGGAUGUGUACCAGCUAGCGGUACAGUUCAACAUUCCUCGCCUAGAGCAGCUCUGCGUACAGUAUCUCGAGUUUAAGAUCUCCAAAUCGAACGUACUCGAUGCGCUGUACAAUGCGGACCGGAUGGGCCUAACGCUCAUCAAAGACUACUGUCUCGGGUUUAUCGUAAAGGAAGAUCACUUCUACAGCAUCGUGAUGUCGGCCGAAUUUGCUGCCCUCGACAAACCACUAAUAGUGGAGAUUGUACGCAAACGGCUCAACCCCAGCAAAAACACCACCGACAUGAAGUACGACAAAACGAUCGGAACAACACUGGAAAGUGAUAUGGCCGUAUUUCUCAAAUCAGGCGGAAAAGAGUUCUGCGACAUAAAUCUGGUGCUGGAGGAAAAAAUCAUACCGGCCCACAAAUCGAUACUGGCCGCACGCUGCACCUACUUCCAGGCGAUGUUCCGUUCGUUUAUGCCGGCGGACAAUACGGUUAACAUACAGAUCGGGGACAUUUCACCUUCGCUCGAAGCGUUCGAUUCCUUACUGCGGUACAUCUACUACGGCGACACCAAGAUGCCGCCGGAAGAUUCGCUCUACCUAUUUCAGGCGCCCUGCUUUUACGGGUUCGCCAACAAUCGGCUGCAAGCGUUCUGUAAGCACAAUCUGGAAAAUAACAUCACGUACGAUAAUGUGCUGCAGAUACUGGAAGCGUCGGACAAGAUGAACGUGCUGGACAUUAAGAACUAUGCGCUCAAGAUGGUGGUGCACAACUUUAGCCAGGUGGCAAAGCUACCGAAGAUGCAGGAUCUGUCGCGGGAACUGUUGCUGGACGUAAUAAUGGCGAUUGCGGAUAUGAAGGUGGAAAAUAAGCAGCGCAUUCAUGAUACAUUCAUUAGCCAGUACAAUGAUAUUUGAGCAGGAGAGAUG